AUGCUCCUCACGGCCGCGGAGGACUCGCCGGCCAUAGUCAAGCGACUCCUCGAAGCUGGCGGUCCCCCGGAGUCGGUGUGGUCAAGACUUGAAGUCUCAGAUCCCCAGGGAUUGAAGGUCCUAGACGAGGACGCUAUGCUAACCGAAGAAAGUGAGACUCGACCUCAGCAGCAGCGAAUUGAGAGUGCAUUCAAAGUGGACUGGACGCCAUUAAUGGUGACGUGUCAGAUGGGACAUCUGGAGGUUGUCACCAUGCUGGUCAAUGCAGGGGCGAACCCGGCCCCCAAAGCCCUUUGUUUAAGACAGCUCUGGAAAUUGCGAAAGAGAACGGCAGAUUAG
Messenger RNA from Cladophialophora bantiana CBS 173.52, 339 nucleotides. RefSeq lists its product as uncharacterized. The transcript has a single exon. The coding region runs from base 1 to 339 and encodes 112 amino acids. The record is from RefSeq and is a predicted model, not a curated record. Gene Ontology annotation, molecular function: protein binding. Lineage: Eukaryota; Fungi; Ascomycota; Eurotiomycetes; Chaetothyriales; Herpotrichiellaceae.